This is a messenger RNA of Zasmidium cellare ATCC 36951, 1806 nucleotides long. RefSeq lists its product as uncharacterized. The transcript is spliced from 3 exons. The record is from RefSeq and is a predicted model, not a curated record. NCBI's taxonomy places the organism in Eukaryota, Fungi, Ascomycota, Dothideomycetes, Mycosphaerellales, Mycosphaerellaceae. The coding region runs from base 1 to 1806 and encodes 601 amino acids.
AUGCCGAGUUCCGAAUUGAGAGAUUUCAACGUCCAGUUCGGUUCCGUUCUCUCGGACGCUUUCCAAUGGUUCGAUAUUGUGCCAGAGAAACAUCUGGUCUACCAUGACUGCUACGACAAGUUCCAAUGUGCGCGUUUGGAAUUGCUCCUCGACUACAACAGCACCGAUGCGGACGGACCUGUCAUCGCCGUUGCUUUGAUCAGGUUGCCUGCCAAAGUCCCAGUCACAGAUCCUCGGUAUGGCGGUCCGAUCCUGAUUAAUCCCGGUGGGCCUGGAGGUUCCGGCGUGGAGAGGCUCCUCGAAGCAGGGGUUUCCCUCCAGAAUCUUGCGGAUGCCGAAAGGGACCCUGCCCAUUCGCUUCCGGAUGACAAGUACUUCGACAUGAUCGGCUUCGACCCUCGUGGCAUCAACCAUACCACGCCGACCAUCACUUGCUUCCCUGAUAGUAUCUCGCGUCAAGCAUGGAACUUGCAAGUUGAGACAGAAGGCUUGCCUGGUAGUCGCGAGGCCAACAUGCAUAUGCUAUAUCAGCGAGCUCGCACACGGUCGGUAGGAUGUUCCAAUACGCUCAACGCAAUGCCUGGCUUCGAGAAUUUUGGCAACCACAUCAAUACCCCUGCUGUCGUAGCCGAUAUGGUCGAAAUCGUCGAGCGACAUGGUGAGUGGCGAGAGAAGGAAGGUCGAAGGGCCCAAAAGGAACAUGAUCGCUGCCAUGGUCGGGAUGCUGAGGCGUCUAUCUUGCAGCGUACUCGCCACGUCAGGGGCGAGGAGCCCCUGCUGUUUUGGGGAUUCUCCUAUGGGACACUGCUUGGUGCGACCUUUGCUGCGAUGCAGCCACAUCGUGUCUCUAGAAUCAUCCUCGACGGGGUCGUCAACAGCGAUGCAUACUAUUCGGCCGACCGUUUCGACAACUUACACGAUACUGACAAGAUUCUCGAAAGCUUCUUUCACUACUGUUCCAAGGCCGGCCCUGAAAAAUGUAGAUUUUGGCGAGAAGGUGGCGAAGUCGCCAUACGAGACGCUUAUCACCGGGCAAUGGACGAGAUCAUGGAGAACCCACUGCCCGUUCCUGGUAACUUUGAGCGAGGACCUGAGAUCAUCACCUAUAGCAACAUCAAAGAGCUCGUGGGAAGGGCGAUGUACCAACCUUUAGCCUUCUUUCCGACUUUAGCGACUCUACUGGAUGAUGUAGCCAGACGCAACGGUAGUGUCUUUGCCGAGCGAAAGUCGAACGGACGCAGGCCUAGUUACAGGACAAAGGCGUGUGAAGAUGCUGGACCGUAUUCAUCAGACUGCAUAUUGCCUGACUGGGAUGUAGAAGGUCCUUCCUUAGCCAUCCUCUGCAGUGAAGCUCGGAGCAAGUCCAACAUAUCAGAGCCGGACUUCAUCGAAAUCGCGUCGAGAUUGCGAAAUCAAAGCUCAGCGCUUGGCGAAGUAUGGGCUCAGUACCUCCUUGGAUGCACAGGAUGGAACGCCACAGCCAGUUGGGUCCCUUCAGGACCCAUUACCGGAAAUACAUCUCAUCCCAUCCUCUGGAUCGGCAACACGUAUGAUCCCGUCACGCCGCUUCGGAAUGCGAAGAAGAUGGCAGCCAAGUUCCCUGGAUCUGUCGUGCUCCAGCAGGACAACGAGGGGCAUUGCUCGUUCAGUGCACCUUCUGUGUGUACGGCGAGCGCGAUCAGAAGAUAUUUCCAGACGGGGCAUCUUCCUGACGAAGGUCUUGUGUGUGAGACGGAUGAGAAACCUUUCAUUGACGUUUCGAGUUGUCCCGGAUGGAGGCAGGGUGGCAAUGUAAGGUCGGGUUGA